Messenger RNA from Coccomyxa subellipsoidea C-169, 1925 nucleotides. Its product is annotated as malic-domain-containing protein. Gene Ontology annotation, biological process: malate metabolic process; pyruvate metabolic process. Bases 75 to 1925 code for a protein of 616 amino acids. The transcript has 11 exons. The record is from RefSeq and is a predicted model, not a curated record. NCBI's taxonomy places the organism in Eukaryota, Viridiplantae, Chlorophyta, Trebouxiophyceae, Coccomyxaceae. Gene Ontology annotation, molecular function: NAD binding; malate dehydrogenase (decarboxylating) (NADP+) activity; malate dehydrogenase (decarboxylating) (NAD+) activity.
GAUGAAUUGGAUGUAAAUGAGAAGAAAUUGUUGUGAAGGCUCUCCUGUGUUGGGGUAGUGACGUUUGAUUCGAAAUGCCAGUGUCUUGGGCAAACCCAUUCAUCAACAAAUGGAAGCCUUUUACCGCGUCCAAAGCCCCUAGAAUUUGCAGUGUCCCAUACAGAAUACUUUCGGCAAACAAAAAUUGCUGGUCGUCGACGAAAGACGGAAGUUUAGCUGUUGAUCAAGUUCCAGAUCACCACGGUUCAGAGUCGAAGGAGGCGCCAGAGCUGCAUUGCAACAGACGUCGGUGGCUACUGUUGGCCUCAGGUAGCGCAGCUCUCGCUGAAGCUGAUGCGAAAGAAGCUGCUGCUCAGCAACUGGGCAGUCUACUACAAGAGCCCACAAUAAAAGAAACGAGGAGCUUAAAAGCAUAUAAUACAACAAUAUCCACUGGGAUCCAAGCUGUGAGGACACCAUCAAUAAAUAGGGGCCUAGCAACCGAGGAUGCGGUAAGGACAAAUCUGCACAUGCAGGGCCUUAUCCCACCUGGCCGUACUGAUCUGCAGUGUGAGAUUGAUCGGGCUCAUGCCGCACUUUCCAAAUGCUGCUCGCCGCUUGAGAAAUAUCAGGCGGUGAUGACCCUGAAGGAGACCAAUGGAGACUGCUUCUAUGGCUUGAUGACACAGCAUUUGAAUGAUUAUCUGCCAGUCAUUUACACCCCGACUGUUGGGGAAGCAUGCCAACAGUGGUCUUCCCUGCUUGCCCGGCCGCAGGGCCUGUACAUCUCAAUCUCUGACCUGGGGCAGGUAACGAACAUCCUGAGCAACUGGCCAGAAGAUGAAGUAAAGGUCGCCAUUCUAACUGACGGGGAAAGAAUCCUGGGCUUGGGAGAUCUGGGCUGCAAUGGCAUGGGCAUUCCUGUCGGCAAGGCCGCAGUACACACAGCAGCAGGCGGCAUACAUCCGCGCUACACACUGCCCAUCACCUUAGAUGUAGGAUGCAAUAGAAAGAGCAUUCGGGAGGACCCAUUCUACAUAGGCCUGAGACAGGAGAGAGUGCGAGGGGAGAAGUAUUACCAGCUGGUGGAAGAGGUAGUGGAGUCUCUUAGGCAGCGCUAUGGGCCAUCUCUCGUUAUCCAUUGGGAGGACUUUGCAGCCUCCAACGGUUUCAGCCUGCUGUCAAAGUACCGCGAAAGGGGAUAUGCCACGUUCAACGACGACAUCCAGGCCACAGCAGCAGUGACACUUGGAGCGCUGAUGGGCGCGCAGCGGCUGCCCGGGGUGCCGCCCCUGAGGCAGCAGACAUUCCUGUUCUUUGGGGCCGGCCAGGCCAACUUAGGCGCUGCGCAGCUGCUGGUCAGAGCCCUGGCAGAUGAAGGGGUCUCUGAGGAGGAUGCCAAGCGCCAAAUCUGGCUCAUGGACUCCCAGGGGAUUGUGCAUGAUGGGAGGAAAGGGCGGCCGCUGACGCCACAGAAGGCGACCUUCGCGCGAAGCCGGGCGGACGCGGGCCUAGCAGAGCAGGUGGGCAAGGACCUCAGCAGAGCCGUGUGGCUCGUGAAACCUGCCACAUUGAUCGGGGCCGCCGCGCAGGGCGGUGCAUUCUCUGAGAACAUUGUCAGGGCCUUGAAACAGGUGACUCAGGAGACUUACGGGGGCGAUGCUCGCCCGGCAGUAUUUGCGCUCUCAAACCCAGUGGAGGAGGCUGAGUGCACGGCGCAGCAAGCCUAUGACUGGACGGACGGCGCAGCUGUGUUUGCGAGCGGCAUUGCGCUGGGGUGCGUUGCUGCGGGGGCGACAGAGGUCACAGACAGCAUGAUGCUGGCGGCUGCGCGUGGAAUCAGUCACAAGCUGACAGCGGAGGAGCUGCAGCGCGAAUCUGUGCUGCCUCGCAUCGAGCGCCUCAGGUGCAGCUUCAGCUUAGCAGCUGCUGAUGCCCAUCUCUGA